Molecule: messenger RNA, 2519 nt
Organism: Westerdykella ornata
Lineage: Eukaryota; Fungi; Ascomycota; Dothideomycetes; Pleosporales; Sporormiaceae
Exons: 2
Coding region: 225-2507 (760 amino acids)
Biological process (GO): nuclear-transcribed mRNA poly(A) tail shortening
Cellular component (GO): CCR4-NOT complex; cytoplasm; nucleus
Molecular function (GO): poly(A)-specific ribonuclease activity
Source: RefSeq, a predicted model, not a curated record
CAGAGCAGCGUCCGCAUAGACGCCGACCGGCGGUGGGCAGUAGUGAAAGGCCUAUGGACUGCUGUACACAAGGGCAUGUUCAAACCAAGAGACCCUGGCAUCCCCUCCGCGCCCUCGCAUAUAACUCUCAACCACCCCACAACCCCAACCUCAACUUUCCACCUCGCCCGACCACCACCCCGGGGAGCGGCUGAACCACGCGCCGGCGGGCUACUCCCCCUUUGAUGGCAGAGUACUCGGCCUACUCGAGACUAACUGGACAAUCGUUUUACCCACUCCACGUACCCGGUCCAAAUCGCAACCUCCCUUCCCGCGUCCGCUCGCCUACCGCUAGCGGCCGCAAUCCUCUCAACGCCGGCUCCCUUUCUCCUUCACGCUCUUCCGGUCCGCAGUCUCCGCAGCAGAUCGCCAUGUACAACCAGAACCACCCCCAUCAGACGCACAAUGUUAUGCUGAAUGGUGGCCCCGGCCACCGGGGCUACAUGCCCAUGAUGGGAAAGUACCAACAGCAUACGCAAAAUCAGCAUCAUCAUGGACAUACCCAUCAACAACACCAAGAGCACGCAACCGGGGCCCAUGCCAGUAUGAUGGGUCACCAGCAUUCGAUAUCGAACCCCAUCUCGAGCGGCGGCUUAUCGAACGCACAGCCCCAUUUCGCCCCGUCCCAUCUACAGAACGGUACUCCGGGAAGCGUGCAUAGCACUCUGAGCAAACCAGCAUGCGAGAAUUGGCAGGAACAGCUGCAACUAGCUCAUCGCGCUCGGGAGAUGACGCAAUCACACUCGUAUGCUAGGAACCAUCCGAGCGUGAACAAGAGCGUCAUGGGCGGUACUGGAAAUGGCAUUCAAAAUGAGACUGAAACAGAGGAGAGGAAUAGACCGGCAGGAAAUAGCGCGGACCAAAGCAAGACCAACCAUGUGUGGACCGCUCUGGAUCUCGGUGGCCAGAAUCUGAGAUGCUUGGCCGUGAACAUCUUCGACACCUAUCCCUUCCUGACAAAGCUAUAUCUGAACUGCAAUAAGCUGCAGCGCCUACCUGCGGCCAUUGGCAAUCUGAGGUCUCUUACCCAUCUCGAUGUGUCACUCAAUGAACUGAGAGAAGUACCUCCCGAAAUAGGCAUGCUUGUGCAGCUGAAGCAAUUCCUACUCUUUGACAACCAGGUCGAGACUCUACCCGCCGAGAUUGGCUCUCUGUACCAGCUCGAGAUCCUGGGUAUCGAUGGCAACCCUAUCACAGAGAGUUGGAAGUCGAUCAUCGUGGAGCAAGGCACCGCGGAACUCAUCAAGUUUUUCCGCGAGAAUGCACCGAUUCCUCUUCCUCCACCUGAGCGAGACUGGAUUGUCGUGGAUGAGACCUAUGAAGGCGAUCAAGAGACAAUUACCGCCCUCAGUUACAAUAUUCUGUGCGACAAGUACUGCACUCAAUCUCAAUACGGAUAUACGCCUAGCGCAGCAUUGUCCUGGGAGACCCGCCGAGAAACCAUCCUGGGGGAGCUAAGACACAGGGAUGCCGACAUUUGCUGUCUCCAGGAGAUCGACCAGGAAAGCUUCAACAACUACUUCCGAGGAGAGCUUGCACACAAUGACUACAAGGGCGUGUUCUGGCCGAAGAGUAGGGCAAGGACCAUGACUGAGAAGGAUGCGAAGCUGGUCGAUGGAUGCGCGAUAUUCUACAAGAACAGCAAAUUCAUCCUGCUGGACAAGCAACUCAUCGAUUUCGCCAACGCUGCGAUCAAUCGGCCGGAUAUGAAGGGCGAACACGACAUCUUCAACCGCGUCAUGCCCCGAGACGAUAUUGCUGUUGUUGCCUUCUUGGAAAACCGCACGACCGGGACAAGGCUCAUUGUUGGCAACGUACAUGUCUUCUGGAAUCCCGUCUUCACGGACGUCAAGCUCGUUCAAGUGGCGAUCUUGAUGGAGCAGAUCACCAACCUGGCCAACCGGUGGGCCAAAAUGCCCCCCUGCACGGACAAGCAAGUAUUCCGGUUUUCUAACGGCGACGGCGAGGAGGGCAAGUCUAUACCAGACGACACUCAGGAACCGGGCCCUUCAGUGCAGUACUCGGAUGGCGCAUCGAUACCUCUACUCCUCUGUGGCGACUUCAACUCCCUCCCCAACUCGGGCGUCUACGACCUAAUAACCCAAGGCAGCCUCUCCAACUCGCACUCCGAUCUGGGUAGCCGCAACUACGGAAACUUUACGCGAGAUGGGAUAUCCCACCCUUUCAGUCUGAAAUCCAGCUACGCGUCGAUCAACGAGCUAGCCUUCACCAACUACACGCCCAAUUUCGUCGGCGUGCUCGACUAUAUCUGGUACUCGACCAACACGCUCCAGGUCAUUGGCCUCCUGGGCGAGGUCGAUAAGGAUUAUUUGGCGAAGGUUCCCGGGUUCCCGAAUUACCACUUCCCAAGCGACCAUCUCGCCUUGUUUGCGCAAUAUGUGGUCAAGGCGAGGAAGGACACGAAGAAGGAAGCGAGGGAUAAGGAGAGAAAUGGCAACCGGUCAUAAGUGGAGGGAGGG